AUUUCCCAGCCGCAGUGUUUCUACCGUGUCUGCUACUCAACUCGAUCUACUCCGUCAAAUCGCCACAAAUGGGUUUCACAAAGCCGCCUGUUCAGGCGCUCAAGUCUUCCAAUAGGCUCAAACGAAAGGAGCUCUUCGUCCAGUACAAGAAGCACCAGAACAAGGAGAGACAUGAGGAACGACACCGCCGCCGUAGGGAAGAAGCAAAGGACCCCGAGCUCAAGGCAGCCCGGCUAGCUAAGCGCAAACCUGCAACGAUCGACUCAAAGCGAGUAUGGGAUGAUAUCGACGAUGACAGUCUUGGUGUGCAGGUGGACCUCGAGAAACUAAAGCGCCGCCGCAUUGAAGAGGCUGAAGCAGCUGAACAGGCGGCUCAUGAGGCUGCUAUGCGCGCUGAGGAAGAGCUGGACGAGGAUGAUGAUGUUGACAGUAUGUUGGCUUCGGAUGAGGAGAUGGACGAAGAGCGACAGGCUGCACUGGAAAAGAAGCGUCAACGCCGUGCACAGCGAGAUAACAGUGUUGCCCCAUCCACAACAAGCACAAACCUUGACUUGACGCCAACAUCACUGGCCCUAAAGUUUCCGUCUCUUUUCACCGACAUACCGGCUCCUGAGCCCAAGAUUCUGGUCACAACGUCCAUCAACUCUACUCUCCACGAACAGGCCCAUGUUCUCUGCGAGUUCUUCCCCAACAGCUCUUACGUCCCCCGGUCGGCCCAUCGGUACGGCCAUAAGUAUUCGCUCCGAGAGAUCUGCAAGUACGCCUCAAAUCGAGAGCACACAGCUGUAAUUCUCCUUAAGGAGGACUCCAAAAAACCUACAGGUCUCACGGUUGUACACCUUCCUUCCGGCCCGACUUUUCAUUUCUCCAUCACAAAUUGGAUCGAAGGCAAAAAGCUCCCAGGCCAUGGAAACCCAACAAAUCACUACCCUGAACUGCUUCUUAACAAUUUCAAGACACCACUUGGCCUGUUGACAGCCAAGCUGUUUAUGACCUUAUUUCCCCCUAAGCCCGAGUUCCAAGGUCGCCAAGUCACUACGCUCCACAACCAGCGAGAUUAUAUCUUUGUGCGACGACAUCGUUACGUUUUCCGAGAAAAGCGACAGACAGAAAAGAGCAUCGUCGGUGCCGAUGGAAAGGAGGUUAAGGGUGUGGAGGGCAUCCGCGCUGGCCUCCAGGAGCUUGGUCCCCGCUUCACCCUCAAGUUGAGGAGAGUUGACAAGGGUAUUGGAAGAGCUGGAAGUGAGGGUGAUGAUGCGGCACAGUGGGAGUGGAAGGCCAAGAUGGAGAAGGAUCGCAAGAGGUUCAACCUAUAAUUGUUUCUCUAAUAGUGGGUUGGUAGUCAUGGCGCUUGGCGUUCUUGAACUUGAGCCGGCAAUACAAUACAAUACAGUACAGUACAAAGAUAACGAAGACAUUUCAUUUCAAGCUCCUGACCGC
Molecule: messenger RNA, 1440 nt
Organism: Fusarium odoratissimum NRRL 54006
Lineage: Eukaryota; Fungi; Ascomycota; Sordariomycetes; Hypocreales; Nectriaceae
Exons: 1
Coding region: 69-1316 (415 amino acids)
Biological process (GO): maturation of LSU-rRNA; maturation of 5.8S rRNA
Cellular component (GO): nucleolus; preribosome, large subunit precursor
Molecular function (GO): rRNA primary transcript binding
Source: RefSeq, a predicted model, not a curated record